AUGGAAUAUGAAGAGGAUGAUGACAUUUCCUUUGCGAAAUGGAUGAGCAGUUUCUGGGGCCACAGCUUGAUCGACGAGGAUGAGAAGGAGGGUCGAGGCCACAAGAAACGGCAGGGGGGGGGGAGAGGGGAGCGGAAAGCUGCCCUAUCUGCCAAGCUUUCCUCCUUCCAUACAACAAGACUUCAUGCCUCUACCAAAGUCUCUUCUUCAGGGCAUCUCAAGGGCUGCAAGGGGUUUCGAGAAGACCAAGAUGCCAAGUGCCACUGCCACAAGAGGGCAAGCAGAACACCUUCCACCGACAGCUCGUGCCCAGAGACAAGAUCCAAUUCCAUCCAGGAGUUUGCAGAGUCCUUUGAGAGGCAACUGCAUUUCAGGAGCAAACGUUCAGUUUCCCUGCAACCUGAGGGCAUGAAAGAGAGAAGCGAACGCGAGAGAUUGCUUUCACCAAAGAGCAGUUCUCACAAGAAAAUGAGAGGGAAAUCAGAGCCAAGGAGAGAGCAGAGAGAAGAUGAAAGCCCAGAGCUUGCACUUGCAAAUCACGACGAACAGUUUCCAUCACAAGCAAGCAUUGAGAAAGGAUAUUUUUGUGCAGGCAGCUAA
This is a messenger RNA of Tinamus guttatus (white-throated tinamou), 600 nucleotides long. Lineage: Eukaryota; Metazoa; Chordata; Aves; Tinamiformes; Tinamidae. The record is from RefSeq and is a predicted model, not a curated record.